CUCCCCGUCCCCUAGUGGUUAUUUCCACCCCUCGCCGUCUCCAUCUCCGGGUCAAAUCGCAUCGAGCCCAUCUCCAUUUCCGCCGCCGCCGCCGCCGUCGAGAGAGAGAUCCCGGCCCCGCCCCACCCACCACCAUGUGGCGCCGCGUCCAAACCCUAGCCCCCGCCCUGCGCCGGGCCGCCGCCGCCGCCGCCGCAUCCACCCCCGCGGCGCCCGCCGCCUCUGCAGCCCGCGCUGCCCCGCUCUCCUCGGCGGCCGGCGCCUUCCGCCGCACCAGCCCGCUCCUCUCAGGGGACAAGCCGGCGAGGGUGGAGGACGUCAUGCCCAUCGCCACCGGGCUCGAGCGCGAGGAGCUGGAGGCCGAGCUCCAGGGAAAGAAGCGGUUUGACAUGGAUCCCCCGGUCGGCCCCUUCGGUACCAAGGAGGCACCAGCUGUCAUUGAGUCCUACUACAACAAGCGGAUAGUCGGUUGCCCCGGUGGUGAAGGAGAGGAUGAACAUGAUGUUGUAUGGUUUUGGUUGAAAAAAGACGAGCCACAUGAGUGUCCAGUCUGCUCGCAAUACUUUGUGCUGAAGGUCAUUGGUGAUGGUGGAGAUCCAGAUGGUCAUGACAACGAUGAUGAAGGACAUCACUAAGGAUGCCUCAGGGUUCAGAAAAUAAUGAAUUUGAUGAGGCAGAUGAUUUCAUUAUACUUAUUUUCUAUCACCAGACUUCUCUACGGGGUCCUUGUUUAUGAAAAUAGACAUUUGGCCAUCAAGCAGGUGGUAGUUUUCACCUAGGAAUUUUGUCCAAACAAAAGCUUUUUGUGAUUUGACUUGUGCAUUUGUUUCAGAGCAUCAUCGAAUAAAAGAUGACUGCAUCAGAUUGCUUUCUUUUGCUACCUAAUUGCCCAUCGGGUGUGAUGGGCAUGUUAUAUUCAGGCAUGCAACAGCCCUAUUUCUCUGCUUAGUUUGGCAGGCAGUUUACAGAAGGCCUCCUAAAUCUUUGACAAGUUUCAAGACAGUUUGGUGAUCAUUUUUUUUGAGUAUCAGAGUAACCUAUCA
Messenger RNA from Panicum virgatum (switchgrass), 1043 nucleotides. Its product is annotated as putative cytochrome c oxidase subunit 5b-like. Gene Ontology annotation, cellular component: mitochondrial envelope. The coding region runs from base 135 to 635 and encodes 166 amino acids. Gene Ontology annotation, biological process: mitochondrial electron transport, cytochrome c to oxygen. The record is from RefSeq and is a predicted model, not a curated record. Lineage: Eukaryota; Viridiplantae; Streptophyta; Magnoliopsida; Poales; Poaceae. The transcript is spliced from 6 exons.